CUCUUUAGCGAAACGCGUCAACUCAAAACCACUUUAACUGCAGUCCUACGAACCAAUUAGUUAUUUGAAAAUGAGUAAAAAGACAACGCGAUCAGCAAAACCAAAGCCAGAUCCAGACGCAAAUAUAGAUACGGCUGCGCAAAAGUCGACCGUGGCUGGAUUAAAGAAAGUGCUCUACAUAUCCGAAAAGAUACUACCGGAUGAUAAUCAGCUGCUUCGCUUGGAUCGCUUCUACCAUCCUGGCAAGGGAAAAGAUGCAUUGUUUCUAACAAACCCAGAUGGCCAAAUUAUGGAGCUGCUGGAAUAUGCGGAGCCGCGACGCAGCUGGCUAAUCAACAGCGAGAUAUGCGCCAAUGGCAGAGUCUAUAUGACCAUACCCAUGGAUACAACACUGCUGGCGAUACACCACUUGAGGAAACACUGUGCGCAGAGAGCAAUGUCGCUGGAUAAUAUUGCUGUACACGAAGCCAGCACGAGUCGCUUCCUAACGCAGUUCAUUGACUCCAACGGUCUUAAGUGUGUGGCCGAUGCUAAGACGUCUGGAGACUUGACCUUCUACAAAUACAAUCAGGAGCGGACGCUCGCCUGGCUGGCCCUCAAGACACGACAUGUGGCAGAGAUUCUGAAACAAAAGCAGAUCCACUGCGGCCACAGUGCUCAAUCACAGAACUUUGUUCGAAGCGAAAAGCUGUCAGACAAUGUUGUCAACGAGAUGGACUAUGGACGUAUGGCCUGUGACAUUGUUGGCCGCUACCUGGAUUCCGACCUGCACGAUCAACUGAUCGGCUAUCUACAUAUACCUAGCGAGAUUCAGGCUAUAGUUGAGGAGAAAACCGCAGCUCAGAAGCGAAAGUCACAGGUGGGACUGGAGGGCAGCAACAGCAAAAAAAUUAAACUGAAUAGCCAUGACAGCGAUGCCGCAUCCAAGCUGAAGCUCAGUGGUUUGCUGGACAGCAAAAACGGUAAGGAUUGUAUAACGUCCCCACCCACUAUGGAACCGCUUAAGGAGCGUAGCAUGACGGCCAAAGAGAAGGCUCUGGCGAAAGGAGCGAAAGGUACCAAGAGCAUUGCAUCCUUCUUCAAAGUUAAUUAGACGUUUCUCUUUAGACUUUAGAUUAAAUGUAUCUUUUUCAUAUUUAAAUUUUUUAAAUAUGCUUCAUAAACUUGAUUAUACUUGGACUUGUUUGAGACGGGCAUUAGUUAGGUUCUUGGUAAGCACUAGGCGAAAAAAAGGCGUAACUCGGCAUUCCGACUACAGCAAAAAAUCAAACUUUCUAUCAUGAGUCGAAAAGGGAUAGCACUCAUACCCGUUACUUAGUCCGUAAUCUGCAGUAGCCGGCAUCUAGCUCGGAACCGGUGCCGCACUAGCCACCUAGCCAUUCUCACCUCGCUGGUGACAGAUCGACUACCGAGAAUGUAUUUCAUCGGAGAAUUUAGCAAAUGCAUGUCCUAGGGCGAAACCAUCCCUGGCUCCCGUUCGUUUACCGGUAGCUAGAUGCUAACGCCAGUAGCUAAUUCCCAAAUAACUACUGGUAGUCCAUCUGGAACUAGUUAUAAUAAAUAAAUAAAAAUUAAUUUUGCUUUUGUACU
Messenger RNA from Drosophila persimilis, 1590 nucleotides. Its product is annotated as ribonuclease H2 subunit B. Gene Ontology annotation, biological process: ribonucleotide metabolic process; RNA catabolic process. NCBI's taxonomy places the organism in Eukaryota, Metazoa, Arthropoda, Insecta, Diptera, Drosophilidae. Gene Ontology annotation, cellular component: ribonuclease H2 complex; nucleoplasm. Bases 71 to 1093 code for a protein of 340 amino acids. The record is from RefSeq and is a predicted model, not a curated record. The transcript is spliced from 2 exons.